AUGACCGUUACAGUUGCGGAAGAGUCGAUCGAGACUCGACUGUUCAUUAAUGGCGAGUUCGUCGAAUCUGAGAAUGCAAAGACAUUCGAUCUCAUAUCCCCAAAGACCCAAGAGGUGGUAGCUAGAGUUCAUGAAGCCUCGGAACAAGACACAAACCGAGCAGUGGCAGCAGCCAAGGCCGCUCAACCAGCAUGGGCCGCCCUCAGUCCAGAUCAACGCGGAAAAUACUUCAAAACGUUAGCAACCCUCAUCCGGGAACAUGAUAAGGAAUUUGCAACUCUGGAAGCUUUAUCAAUGGGACACCCUAUCUCAUCUUAUUUCCAUGGAGCGGCCUGCGCCAAGAUUUUUGAGCACUAUUCCGAGGCUGGAUACGGUGUUCAAGGCACUUCUAGCGUGAAUACUCCAGGUUUCGUAAAUUUGACUUUCCGGCAGCCGUAUGGUGUCGUUGCCGCGAUUAUUCCCUGGAACGUUCCGUUGCUAUUUUUCGGCAAAAAACUAGCCCCAGCGCUCAUUGUUGGGAAUACGGUUAUUUUGAAGAGCAGUGAGAAGGCUCCUUUGACGUCCGCCUUAUUGGCCAAAUUGAUCCAGGAGGCGGGGUUUCCUCCAGGUGUCAUCAAUGUGAUAACUGGCUUUGGCAAUGUCUCGGGCUCCGUGCUGAGCUACCAUAUGGAUGUUCGGGCUUUAUCGUUCACCGGUUCAACCAGAACCGGAAGACUGAUUCAAGAGGCAUCAGCCAAAUCAAACCUGAAAGCAAUCUCUCUUGAGUUAGGAGGAAAGUCUCCAGCUAUCAUCUUCGAAGACGCAGACCUUGACGCCGCUGCCGCCGCCACCCAAUUCUCCAUUCAGACCACGAGCGGGCAAACUUGUAUGGCCAACUCUCGGAUAUAUGUGCAAGACACAGUUGCAGAUCGUUUCAUCGAGCUAUUCAAGACCAAGUUUGCAGCUGUUAAUAUUGGCGACCCGACUUUGCCGGAAACUAACCAUGGCCCUCUGGCGGACAAGAUGCAAUAUGACAAUGUCAUGAAGUACCUUGAAAUCGGCAAGAAAGACGGUAAGAUUAUCUUAGGAGAUGAACCUUAUUCGAGUCCGGACGGCAAAGGUUAUUUUAUUUCCCCGACAAUCUUUAUUGAAACCCCAGAAGACUCGCGAAUCAUGAAAGAGGAAGUGUUCGGGCCGGUUGUGAUUAUCAAUGUCUUCAAAACAGAGGAAGAAGCUCUGGCGAAAGCUAAUGAUACUGAAUAUGGACUCUAUGCUUCUGUAUUUACUAAGAAUAUUGAUCGGGCGUUGAAGUUCGCCAAGGGUUUGGAAGCAGGAACUGUUGGUGUGAAUUGUACUAGUCCGCUCACGGGGCAGGACACUCCUUUUGGUGGGUACAAAGGGUCCGGAAUUGGGAGGGAGGGAUUGCCUAACUAUAGUUUGGAUUUCUUUUUGGAGACUAAAUCUGUUCUUCUCAAGUUGGACUUAUGA
Molecule: messenger RNA, 1467 nt
Organism: Venustampulla echinocandica
Lineage: Eukaryota; Fungi; Ascomycota; Leotiomycetes; Helotiales; Pleuroascaceae
Product: putative aldehyde dehydrogenase
Exons: 4
Coding region: 1-1467 (488 amino acids)
Molecular function (GO): aldehyde dehydrogenase (NAD+) activity
Source: RefSeq, a predicted model, not a curated record